AAUGAAACUAGAACACACCCUCACACCAUGCACAAAAAUAAACUCCAAAUGGCUGAAAGACUUAAAUAUACGACAGGACACCAUCAAACUCCUAGAAGAAAACAUAGGCAAAACACUCUCUGACAUCAACAUCAUGAAUAUUUUCUCAGGUCAGUCUCCCAAAGCAAUAGAAAUUAGAGCAAAAAUAAACCCAUGGGACCUCAUCAAACUGAAAAGCUUUUGCACAGCAAAGGAAACCCAAAAGAAAACAAAAAGACAACUUACAGAAUGGGAGAAAACAGUUUCAAAUGAUGCAACGGACAAGGGCUUAAUCUCUAGACUAUAUAAACAAUUUAUACAACCCAACAGCAAAAAAACUAAUCAAUCAAUGGAAAAAUGGGCAAAAGACCUGAACAGACAUUUCUCCAAAGAUGGCCAACAAACACAUGAAAAAAUGCUCAACAUCACUGAUUAUAAGAGAAAUGCAAAUCAAAACUACCGUGAGAUAUCACCUCACACCAGUCAGAAUGGCCAUCAUUAAUAAAUCCACAAAUAACAAGUGCUGGAGGGGCUGUGGAGAAAAGGGAACCCUCCUGCACUGUUGGUGACAGAUAAAAUCUUUUAAAAUUUAAGUCAGUGUGGGGGAAAUAAUAAAAGGAGUAGUAAUAGUUGAAAAAAAUUGGCAUCUACUUGGUUAAUCUCUGAUAUCCUUUGGGCUAGUGUGUAGUUUUUCUAAGAGUUGAAUAUCAAUUCUAAAGAUGGCAAUGAAGUUUAAAGAAAAAAAAAUCCUUCAUUGUUGAUUUUUUUUUUUUAUUUCCCCCAGAAAACUCACCACAAUUUUCUGGCACAGUUCCUAGGAAAUCUAUUUUUAAAGUUAAUUGACCCUGUUUUCCCUGCUUGUCUACCCACUUGCUAUGGAAUGUGAGCAGUUCAAAAAGUGUCAGAUGUUGAAUGUAAGUGCUAAGUAAUAUUGGUCAUCAGUAAUACCCCUCAGUCACAAAGUGUCUUGGAAGGCAAAUAAGGAAAUAUCCAUGAUUCAAAAAGAAAUCCUCUUAGUGGCUCUCCAAAGAGGAAGUAAAUUAUAGUAUGGGAAUUUAUAUAAAGCUUAGCACAGAAUAUUUCCACAUGAUAAUAAUAGAACUUAUUAUAAUGCUAAACCACAGUUUUUCUCAUUAUGAAAAUUAUGUGCCCUAAUUGAUGCAUUCGGCUUGUCAGAGUAAUAAAUACAUGGCAUGACAGAAUGCUGACUCUCUGGUGAACAUUUUAAACACCAGAGGGCAGAGUGUUCCAUAGGCAUUUUCUUUAUUAUAAAUACAUUAUCCCAUUGUUAUUCAUUCUUUCAUGUCAUUGACUACAUUUUUAAAAGUAAGAAAUAUGGCCAUUUGAGAAUCUUCUAUGUAUAUGAAUGAUCUGUUUCAUUUAGACACAAUUAGUGGUGUUCUGAGAUAUUCUGGAGUUGGUUAAUCCAUGCCUUCCCUCCUUUUCUGGUUAAAGUUUGUAUUUCUGACUUUCUGAAAGUGACUGGUUUUUUUAAAGUCAUAUGUACAUCUAUAUCAUUUAGUGAAUUUCAUAAAUUCAGGGUUUUUUUAGUGAAUUAAGUAAAGUGAGGUAAAGAAGAUUGAUAUAUGUAUCUUGUAUCAAGUAAAAACUUGAUAUGUUGACUUUACUGAUAGGUUGAAUUUUUAUAUAUAAUAAAAAUUACCCUGAGAAAUCCCUAAAGUAUCAUUCAUAGCUUUCAUUAAACAGAAAUACCUCUUCUCAAUAUGUCCAAACCUACCAGUUUUUAAAAUACUUUUAUUGAUCAUCAGAUGAAUAAUUGUGUUAUGUGUACAGGCCACAUUAUAUGAUUUUUUAAGAAUGCAUUUUUUUCUCUUCUCUGUUAGUCAUUACUCUUCUGUUACAAGUUGAAGUCCUGGUCUGGAGCAAUAGCCAUUCCUAGGAAAGGAAGAGUGCUCGUUAGAAAUUUGGCCAAAGCUUGAAUUGCUAUAAUAAGUAAGAAGGAUACUUACUUAAUGCUGUGACAAUAAAGAUUUAAUAUAUUCACCUCUUCAUAAGUAUUAUCCUACCUUUAAUCACUCUAGAGUUUAGCACUGAUGGUUGCUCCUUAGAAAAAGCUUACAAAUGAAGAAGAUUGGGGGAAAAAAAAGUAAAAAAUAUAAAACUCUGUGUGAGGUUUAGAAUGGCUUGCCUAAAUUAAUCAUAAGGGAGUUAAAAAUUAGUAGUCAUGGGAAUAGCUUAGUCCCUUAAAUUGCUUUUGUUAAGCUCAAUUUUGCAAAAAAUACAACGUGUUUACUUUGUCUUUUAAAAUAUCUUAACCAUGUCCUCAUCCCUAUCAGCUCCUGCAGAGCAUAAGCAACAUUAAAGUGAAAGUUAGUGGGAAAAUUGUUUUCCAAGUGUGCAUUUUUUUUCCCAAAAUUAUUCUAGAAUCCAUCUAAUGGAUCAGUUCAACUGUAUUUGAGGAAGAGGGGAUCUUGCCCUCUUUUUCUUCAAAUACUAAGUUAUUGGUAUUCUGAAAUACACAAAGAGAAUUUCCCUCAAAAGUAACCGCUGGGGCAAGAAAAUACUUGAUUUAAAAAAAAAAAAAAAAAAAAACGCUAUAUAAGUUAGACUGUCACGGAAACAGAGAACUGAGGUGUGCUGCCCAUGGAAUUUUCAAAUCUAACACAAAUGCUCAUUUUUAGAUUUGCCUUACAGUUUUCUAGUUAGGUGAGAGAAAAAGGAAUUGAUCAUUUGAAACAGGUUUCUUAUAUUGCAUGAUCUUUAGUAUUACUAUUCUAUAGAAAUUGCUUAUGCUUCUUUGUUUCCAUGUUAUUUUCUAAAGAUGUUUGUAAGUCGUGUCAGGCAGUAGAAUUACCUUUACAUGAUCAUCUUAACCCUUUAACACUAUACCAGAGAAUCUCUGUUUUCUAUAAUUUUAAAAUGAAAUACCUCCUUGCAACAAAUUGGUGCAAAAGGUUGAUACCAAAUAAUCAAACAUAAAAAUUAGCCUGAACAAAAAUUCACUCUUUUAGGCUCUUUUCCAUGUUGUUGAGUUCCACUAAAAUCCAUUUUUCCUUUUUAUCUUUGCUAGUUUGCUUAAUUAGAUAUUUUUAAAUAAGGUGACAUAGAUUUUUAGAAUUUCAAGCCUUUGCAUUACAUUAUUUUAUUUCUAUAGUAUCUUUAGGAAGAAAGUAGAAAAUAUGUUAUUACCCAGACCCUACUGAAGAAUUUGAGGGUUGGAGUUAAGUAACUUACCCAGGGUUAUGUCUAGUACGCAACUGAGCCUUUUAUUACAACUACAGUUAGAAGACUAGCCAAGUACAUAUCCUUCCUACAACCAACAUUGCAGUCCUUUUUAUUCACAUUUUACUGAGGUUAUCAUCAGUAAAUUUAUGGAGAUUAAUACAACAAAAACCUGUGACUAACAAAUAUGUAAUUAUUCCAGAAUUAUUAUUGUGGCAGUAAUGCUGCCCACAUAAAAGAACAAUAGAGAACAAAUAAAUUUUACCUAAUUGUUUUGCUUUACUUUGUAUCUGAAAGUUUCAUUAAAUCUGUGGUGAUGGGAAAGAAGCACAUGUUGAUAAGAUGUAGAGCAAUUCCAUAUAGACUUGCCCUUUCUAAAUAGAUGAAUAGAUAGUGCUGAAGUGAACUAUGCUUCAGAAGGCUCAUGAAAGAUUUUUUUUUCCCCAUACAAGUCAUUUGAGAGCCGUGUUUAGAAUACUACAGCAAGAGUGCCAUUACCACUGUUAAACCAUGCAUUGACACUUUUCCUAGCUCCCUCUUCUCUCCUGAUUUUUUUUCUGAAGCUAUUUGCUGUCCACUGAAAGAGAAGGGAUUCUGCUGUAUUUCAGGGAGGUGAGGAGAAGCUGCAACAAGAGAAAAGUUCUUCAGGCCCAGAAGGGAAAGGUCUUCAGAAGCAUGAAAUGGAAUAGUAGCUCUUUCUCACCAGUGAUUGACACAAGGAAUUUCCUUGAUCAUGAGUAAAGGCUGUGAGCACUUUCAGGGCAGUUCAUGUCUUUUGAACCUUUCUGCAUCUGUAAGGAGUACAGGAGGUGGUAUGCCUGUCUUUGAAAUUGAAACCAUCACUACUAUGUUGGUCAAUCAAUGGUUCUGCAGCUUUGGUAUGUCUAAUGCUCCAUCUAAAUGAAAAGCAUAUCUAAUCAAGUUUUUAACGUCUCUACUUAUUUAAAAAUUAAUUUUCUGCUGUCUCACAAUUUAGAGAGUUCCUUAUUUUACCCAUUUGACCUAAUAAAUUAUGUUCAUAUUACAGGCACAUAUUAGCUUGCUAAAGUAUUAAUAAUCUUUUUAGAAACCUCAAUAUGUAGUUUUUUGUUUAGUGUCUACUUACUGUAUUUUGCAAUACGUAUUCACAUACUCUGAUGUAAGCAUUCUGAAGAGUAAAAUCUGAGGAGCAAUUAGUAAGAAAGGAGUUUAUAGCUUUAAGGCAUGAGGCGCUUACAGCUUUUUAAUAUAAAUUGUUCCCAGAAUCCAUGUCACAGCUCCUUAUAUGGUGCUGCUUUUUUCCCUUCGGUUGCUAUGACAACAGCAGCACUGCACCAUUCAUCAGCUCUGGACCUGGGCUGCAGUGCUAGCCUUCCCUGUUACUCCUGAAUGUUAAGAACAUCCGUGAAUCAUUCACUAUGUUAACGCUGCGCCAUUAGAAACCUAAGAACCAGUUCUUCCAGCAGUUUGCUCUAACAGAAGGGUAAACUAAACUGCGCCACAGAGAAAAAUUAUAUAAAAAUACUUCUUUUUUCCUAAGGGAGUUUACAGUCUAUAUUUGCUGCAGUAUUCUGAAAGGACAAGCUUAUGUCAAGCAAUCUAAUGAAAAGAACUCGUCUGUGUAAUCGUUCUUGAAAUCAUUAGCUGUUCAAAAUAGGUACCACGUUGCAUCUCUGGAUACAAAAAGAAGCAGGUGAUGUUGUUAGGGCUUCUGAGGUCCUUUGGGAGCAUCACAUGUGCUUUGGGACCAUAACCAGCAUCUGCUGUAAGAAGUAUCACCUGUAACGCACAGCAAGUUCUGGGCAGUGCGAAGAGCUGGCUGGAGAAGAUUAACGUGUGAAUCAUUACUGACGUGUCAAAUCUGAUAACAGCAUGACCAAUGAAUAAGAAGAAACCUUUCAGGUUUUCAGGAGAAAAGACUAUAUAGUAUUGAUUAAUGAGGAAGAAAAACUAAAGCCUCCCCUCUGAGGAAGGCAAAGUUUGUUGAGAGCCCACGAAUUCCAGAAUCCGAGCUUGGCUCACCAACCCUCACUUCAGCUCAGAAACUGGACGUGGAUGCAUACUGCCCUGGUGAUGCUGAACAGGAACUUGGUCCCCCUCCAUCUGUAGAUGAGGCAGCAAACACACUCAUGACUCGUCUGGGUUUCCUCCUUGGAGAGAAAGUCACAGAAGUUCAGCCAGGUGAUCAAUAUAACAUGGAAGUACAGGAUGAAAAUCAGACCUCAGCAAUCACCCAGCGGAUAAGUCCCUGUUCUACUCUGACCAGCAGCACUGCCUCUCCACCAGCCAGUAGCCCCUGCUCCACCCUCCCACCAGUCAGUACAAGUGCAGCUGCCAAGGACUGCAGCUAUGGGGCUGUCACUAGUCCAACCUCCACCCUUGAAAGCAGAGAUAGUGGUAUUAUUGCUACAUUGACAAGCUAUUCUGAAAACAUGGAACGCUCAAAAUACGUUGGGGAAAGCAGUAAAGAAUUGGGAUCUGGAGGAAACGUAAAACCUUGGCAGUCUCAAAAAUCCAGCAUGGAUUCCUGUUUGUAUCGAGUAGAUGAAAACAUGACAGCUUCCACCUAUAGUCUGAAUAAGAUCCCAGAAAGGAAUUUGGAAACAGUUUUAUCGCAGUCAGUACAGUCUAUUCCUCUUUAUCUUAUGCCACGGCCAAAUUCAGUAGCAGCCACAAGCUCUGCCCACUUGGAGGACCUCGCUUACCUGGAUGAGCAGAGACACACACCUUUGAGAACUUCCCUUCGAAUGCCAAGACAGAGCAUGGCUGGUGCUCGCACACAACAGGAUUUAAGAGUCCGCUUUGCACCUUAUAGGCCUCCGGAUAUCUCCCUGAAGCCUCUGCUCUUUGAAGUGCCCAGCAUUACUACAGAGUCGGUGUUUGUUGGCCGUGAUUGGGUCUUCCACGAAAUAGAUGCUCAACUUCAAAGUUCAAACGCCAACGUGAACCAAGGAGUCGUGAUUGUGGGAAACAUUGGGUUCGGCAAAACCGCCAUCAUCUCCAGACUGGUGGCCCUCAGCUGCCAUGGAACACGGAUGAGACAGAUUGCCUCAGACAGUCCACACGCCUCCCCCAAACAUGUGGAUGCCAACAGAGAGCUGCCACUCACACAGCCACCGUCAGCCCACUCCUCCAUCACCAGUGGAAGCUGCCCAGGAACUCCAGAAAUGCGCCGGCGACAGGAGGAGGCCAUGCGGAGACUCGCCUCGCAGGUGGUGGCCUAUCACUAUUGCCAAGCGGAUAAUGCCUACACCUGCCUGGUGCCAGAAUUCGUCCACAAUGUUGCUGCACUGCUCUGCCGCUCACCUCAGCUGGCGGCGUAUCGGGAGCAGCUCCUCCGGGAGCCCCACCUACAGAGCAUGUUGAGCCUUCGGUCCUGUGUUCAAGACCCCAUGGCCUCCUUCCGGAGGGGAGUCCUAGAGCCCCUGGAGAAUCUUCACAAAGAGAGAAAAAUCCCAGAUGAAGAUUUCAUCAUCUUGAUUGAUGGAUUAAAUGAAGCAGAAUUUCAUAAACCAGAUUAUGGGGAUACAAUUGUAUCAUUUCUGAGUAAAAUGAUUGGAAAAUUUCCUUCCUGGCUCAAACUAAUUGUAACAGUUAGGACCAGUUUACAGGAAAUUACCAAGCUGCUGCCUUUCCAUAGGAUAUUUUUGGACCGCCUAGAAGAGAAUGAAGCCAUAGACCAGGACCUGCAGGCUUACAUCCUGCACCGGAUACACAGCAGCUCAGAGAUCCAGAAUAACAUUUCCCUUAAUGGCAAAAUGGACAAUACUACAUUUGGCAAACUCAGUUCUCAUCUCAAGACCCUCAGUCAAGGGUCCUAUCUGUACCUGAAACUCACAUUCGACCUCAUAGAGAAAGGCUAUCUAGUGUUAAAGAGCUCUAGCUACAAAGUAGUUCCUGUUUCGCUCUCAGAGGUUUAUUUACUCCAGUGCAAUAUGAAGUUCCCAACCCAGUCUUCCUUUGACCGGGUGAUGCCUCUUCUGAAUGUGGCAGUGGCCUCUCUCCACCCCCUGACUGAUGAACAUAUCUUCCAGGCCAUCAAUGCUGGUAGCAUUGAAGGCACGCUAGAGUGGGAGGAUUUUCAGCAGAGAAUGGAGAAUCUCUCCAUGUUCCUAAUCAAGCGCAGAGACAUGACUCGUAUGUUUGUGCAUCCUUCUUUUCGGGAAUGGCUUAUCUGGAGAGAAGAAGGAGAGAAAACCAAAUUUCUCUGUGAUCCCAGGAGUGGUCACACAUUACUUGCCUUCUGGUUUUCCCGCCAAGAGGGAAAACUAAAUCGACAGCAGACUAUUGAACUGGGACAUCACAUCCUCAAAGCACACAUAUUUAAGGGUUUGAGUAAAAAAGUUGGCGUAUCGUCCUCCAUCCUUCAAGGUCUCUGGAUCUCCUAUAGCACAGAAGGUCUUUCCAUGGCCUUGGCAUCUUUACGAAACCUCUACACUCCAAAUAUAAAGGUCAGCCGACUGCUGAUUUUGGGAGGUGCCAACAUUAAUUACCGGACAGAAGUGUUAAAUAAUGCUCCAAUUCUGUGUGUCCAGUCUCAUCUUGGUUACACAGAAAUGGUGGCCCUGCUGUUGGAGUUUGGAGCCAACGUGGACGCCUCCUCUGAAAGCGGCCUGACCCCUCUGGGCUACGCCGCAGCGGCAGGCUUCCUCAGCAUUGUCGUGCUGCUGUGCAAGAAACGGGCCAAGGUGGAUCACUUGGAUAAGAAUGGCCAGUGUGCUCUGGUCCAUGCUGCACUCCGAGGUCAUCUGGAGGUUGUCAAGUUUCUGAUUCAGUGUGACUGGACAAUGGCGGGCCAGCAGCAAGGGGUGUUUAAGAAGAGCCACGCCAUCCAACAGGCCCUCAUCGCUGCAGCCAGCAUGGGCUACACCGAGAUUGUCUCCUACCUACUUGAUCUUCCAGAAAAAGAUGAAGAGGAAGUGGAGCGAGCACAGAUCAACAGCUUUGACAGUCUGUGGGGAGAGACAGCCCUGACAGCUGCUGCCGGAAGGGGCAAACUGGAGGUGUGUCGUCUGCUCUUGGAACAAGGGGCAGCAGUGGCCCAGCCAAACCGCCGAGGGGCAGUACCCCUGUUCAGCACUGUGCGCCAGGGCCACUGGCAGAUUGUUGAUCUUUUACUCACCCACGGAGCUGACGUCAACAUGGCGGACAAGCAGGGCCGCACUCCCCUGAUGAUGGCGGCUUCCGAAGGCCAUCUAGGAACUGUGGACUUCCUCCUUGCACAAGGCGCCUCCAUUGCUCUCAUGGACAAAGAAGGAUUGACGGCCCUCAGCUGGGCUUGUUUGAAGGGUCAUCUCUCAGUCGUCCGUUCUCUGGUAGAUAACGGAGCUGCCACAGACCAUGCUGACAAGAAUGGCCGCACCCCACUGGAUCUGGCCGCUUUCUACGGUGAUGCUGAGGUGGUCCAGUUCCUGGUGGAUCACGGGGCCAUGAUCGAGCAUGUCGACUACAGCGGAAUGCGCCCUUUGGAUAGGGCAGUGGGUUGCCGGAACACCUCUGUGGUUGUCACUCUUCUAAAGAAAGGAGCCAAGAUAGGUUGUCAGACGUUACCGAGUCGCCCACGAGGUCCAGCCACGUGGGCGAUGGCCACCUCCAAACCAGACAUCAUGAUCAUCCUGCUGAGCAAGCUGAUGGAAGAGGGGGACAUGUUCUACAAGAAAGGUAAAGUAAAGGAAGCCGCCCAGCGCUACCAGUACGCUCUGAAGAAAUUCCCUAGAGAAGGGUUUGGCGAGGACUUGAAAACCUUCCGGGAAUUAAAGGUGUCUCUCCUCCUCAACCUCUCUCGAUGUCGCAGGAAAAUGAACGAUUUUGGAAUGGCGGAGGAAUUUGCUACUAAGGCCCUGGAGCUGAAACCGAAAUCUUAUGAAGCUUACUAUGCAAGAGCAAGGGCAAAACGCAGCAGCAGCAGACAGUUUGCAGCAGCCUUAGAGGACCUGAACGAGGCCAUCAAGCUCUGUCCAAACAACCGUGAGAUUCAGAGACUUCUGCUGAGAGUGGAGGAAGAGUGUAGACAGAUGCAGCAGCAGCCGCCACAGCAGCCUCAGCAGCAGUUACCGGAAGAGACAGAGCCCGAGCCCCAGCAUGAAGAUAUCUACUCGGUGCAAGACAUAUUCGAGGAGGAGUACCUGGAACAGGAUGUUGAGAAUGUUUCCAUUGGCCUCCAGACGGAGGCUCGGCCCAGCCAGGGGCUCCCUAUCAUCCAGAGCCCGCCCUCCUCUCCAGCCCACCGUGACUCCGCCUACAUCUCUAGCUCACCUCUGGGCUCUCAUCAGGUUUUUGACUUCCGGUCCAGUAGUUCUGUGGGUUCUCCCACCAGGCAGAGCUUUCAGUCCACCUCACCUGCUCUUUCCCCGACUCACCAGAACUCGCAUUACAGGCCCAGCCCACCGCACACUUCCCCCGCUCAUCAGGGCGGAUCUUACCGCUUUAGCCCCCCUCCCGUGGGAGGGCAGGGCAAGGAGUACCCAAGUCCUCCCCCUUCCCCCCUCCGCAGAGGCCCCCAGUAUCGGGCCAGCCCUCCCGCUGAAAGCAUGAGUGUCUAUAGGUCCCAGUCAGGCUCCCCUGUGCGCUAUCAGCAAGAAGCGAGUGUUGGUCAGCUUCCUGGCAGACCCAAAUCUCCUCUGUCCAAAAUGGCCCAGCGGCCCUACCAGAUGCCCCAGCUUCCUGUGGCCGUUCCCCAGCAAGGGCUCAGGCUCCAGCCAGCCAAAGCCCAGAUCGUGAGAAGCAACCAGCCCAGCUCCGCUGUUCAUUCGAGUACCGUCAUCUCCACAGGGGCCUAUGGCCAAGUGGCCCAUUCGAUGGCUAGUAAAUACCAGUCCUCACAGGGAGACAUAGGAGUCAGUCAGAGCCGGCUGGUUUACCAGGGGUCCAUCGGGGGGAUUGUAGGGGAUGGGCGACCCGUGCAGCAUGUCCAGGCCAGCCUGAGUGCGGGUGCCAUCUGUCAGCACGGAGGGUUGGCCAAAGAAGACCUUCCUCAGCGGCCUUCCUCAGCCUAUCGAGGCGGCAUGCGAUACAGCCAGACGCCGCAGAUCGGGCGUAGCCAGUCUGCAUCCUAUUACCCGGUCUGUCACUCAAAACUAGAUCUGGAGCGUUCCUCCAGCCAGCUAGGUUCCCCUGAUGUGUCGCAUCUAAUCAGAAGACCUAUCAGUGUCAACCCUAGUGAAAUCAAGCCCCACCCGCCAACUCCCAGGCCGCUGCUGCACUCCCAAAGCGUAGGCCUUCGUUUCUCUCCGUCUAGCAAUAGUAUCUCAUCCGCCGCCAACCUGACUCCUACCUUCCGGCCAUCUUCCUCCAUUCAGCAGAUGGAGAUCCCGCUGAAACCGGCCUACGAUCGGUCAUGUGAUGAGCUGUCGCCCGUGUCUCCCACUCAGGGAGGUUACCCUAGUGAGCCCACCCGAUCCAGGACCACACCAUUCAUGGGGAUCAUAGAUAAAACAGCCCGGACUCAGCAGUACCCCCACCUUCACCAGCAGAAUCGGACCUGGGCAGUGUCCUCAGUGGACACCGUUCUCAGUCCCACGUCGCCAGGCAACCUGCCUCAGCCCGAGUCCUUCAGCCCGCCGUCAUCCAUCAGCAACAUUGCCUUUUAUAACAAGACCAACAAUGCACAGAAUGGCCAUUUGCUGGAGGACGAAUAUUACAGCCCCCACGGGAUGCUGGCUAACGGGUCCCGCGGAGACCUCUUGGAGAGAGUCAGCCAGGCCUCCUCGUACCCCGACGUGAAGGUGGCGCGGACCCUCCCCGUGGCUCAGGCAUACCAGGACAACCUGUACAGGCAGCUGUCCCGGGACUCUCGACAAGGGCAGACCUCCCCUAUCAAACCAAAGAGACCAUUUGUGGAGUCUAAUGUUUAAAAGACCGUUGGUUGGAGCGAGACCCAUAUGUUUUCACUGCACAUUUUCAGGCUUGGUUUCCACAUCUGAGGUAGUUCUCUGGCUUAAUUUCUCAUGUAGUUUCUGCGUGGUGUUCAGAGGUGGCAGCCCACGUGCUGAAACCCUUUGCAUGCAGCCGACUGGGAAGCUGGCCUCCGGUGAGCCAGGACUUCGGUUUCUCUUGUCUGUGCCCCAGCCACACGCUCUCUCUCCCUCUCUUGCGAUGCCAUCGAGGAGAUAGUCGUGCCGUGUGCGUUCACCCAGGGAGAUCAGACACACUGGUCAGCUUUUUCCAGGAGACAAUCGCUUUCACUGAUGUUCUUGUUGUGUAACUGUCUUUCUCCUUUUUUACAAAAAUAAGAUGUUCUUGGUCGUUUUCCUCUAGGAACUUUAGAAAGAGUGCGAUGCCCCCUUUGCCUUUGCCUUCGUAUCCAGCGUGACCCAGAUAGCAGCAGCCCCAGUGUGUUCGUGUGCCAUGGUCUCCUCCCCUGGACCGCCAGCUCCCUGCAGCCAUCAGUCUAGAAUGUUCAUGUAGAUUAUCGCUGGUCUUCCUAUGGGGGUGAAGGAUCAAGGGGAAAGAGAAGUAAGAAAACACCAACACAAUUUUUUUGAAAUGUCACCACAGUGAUUUCCCAAGAGGCAUUUUAGGAACAUUUGGAAAACAACCAGCCCUUUAAAUAUUUCAGUCAGCCAAGGAAAUUGGAUGAGAAUCAUAGAUACUUUUAAAUAAUUCACUGAGUUAUUGGGUUUUUAGCCAAACUGACCGUGAAAAGCUACCAAUUUUCCAUGGGUGGGGGAGAGAAUAAAUAUCUAGACAGAAAAAGAAAGACUGUUCUGGAUUCUCAGUGAAAGGCUAUAGAAAAUCUUUGGAGAAAUCUACUUUUUAGGUCCUUACAGGUCACUGAGCAUCAUAUUCCACAAAAAGCAUACUCUUCCUGGAGAGUGACUGGUGCAGUAAUCCUGUUAGCUGGAUCUUUGCCUAGAGCCAGGUUUGUCCUACUGGCCCUCUUUUUUUUUUUUUUUUUUAAACCCAGAUGGUAUACUGAAAAAUUGGUUCUCUGAGAAGGAAACUGAAUUUUCUGGGGACGGUAGGACUUAUUCCCAGAGCUUGCACCCAGGGCCAUUGCGUUCCAUCCCGGAUGCUGUCUAACUCCAUUUCAGGAUCUUUAGUUUCAUUAUCUAUUAUUACAGGAUUGUUUCUUUUCUUUUACGAGGGAGGCGUGUUUGGAGAGUGAUGUUUAAAAAGUAGACACAGCAAAAGGUUUCAGGGUGCAGAAAGACCCUUUUCAGCCCCGGGUGGGGACACAUGAGAGAAACAGCAAGGCUUCUGACCCAGUCACCCGCCACACAUCUUCUGUGUCUUGUGGUCAUUUGCUAACAAGUCCUUUGAUGCCUGAGGCCUGCAGAAGAUGGACAGCAAGAACGUUGAAAGCAAAGCCUUAGCACAGGCCUGGUGACUACACAUCAGCUCUUAAAAUUAACAAACUAAGCAAUUAAAACUAAAGAGAGUCCAUUCUCUGUUCCAGGAAUCGUUCUGCUCUUGUUAGUAAAGGGCUACAGGAAGGGCAGUUUCCUGAAUAAAAAUCCAGAUGUGACCAGACCCGUCUGUAAUAGUAAGUGUCCUCUGAAAGAAUCACUAAGAUAUGGAGAGCAUGACACUGGAAUCAGAAACACUUCUUUACGAGCUUAGGUUCUGCCCAGUAGAUGAACCCCUCCACCCCCAAGCCUGAGACAGGACGAGAGGUGUAGCUCUGUGCUGGAAGUGAGCAGCGGAGCUGACCAGACUCUGUCCACUCUCCCUGAUGCUUAAGGACUAUCUCCCGUUCAGCUAGACCAGAGUGGACAUCAGUGUCUCUUCUUUCUCUUUCAUCCAGAAGACGAAAUGUACAGCUCUAGCAUCAGCCUAGGAGCCCAGCAGCCUCUCGGCUUUUUUUGUUCACAUCUCAGCCUUGUUGGGCUCUGUGCCUCUUACCCUUUUUAACCACCUCUCACUGAGGAGCUGCUACUACAUUUUGAAAAUGUCCCAGGGUCUGUUGGAAAAGUGCCCCUGUGGUUUUUUGUUUUGUUCUUUUCUUUUCUUUUGGAACACCACACAUACCACCUGCACUCACCUGAGUGGGGGAGCAGGUUCUGUGGUUUUACAAAUGGGCCACUGAUGCCACUUCUCCCUGGCACGUGUCUUAGGAUUUUCUAGGACAGACAGAUUUAGGGUCCAGGCCUUAUAAGGCAAAAUGCCUAAACCGUUCACAGUCAAAAUGCAAUUCUUUUUUAGCCAUUGUUAGGGGGAGUGGAUGUCACUCCUGGGCACCAGUUGUUUUUGACUAAGAAAUGCCAACUGGACCUCAUGGGAACAGAAGACAAAGUCUUUCCCUGUAAGCAGACUGCCCAUGCCCUGUGUUGCUACUUCACUGCCAUGGGAUGAUCUUAGUACUGUAUCUUAGAGAUGCCCUCUCCCCCAGCACCACUUGCUGAAUCAAUGCCUGGCUUCAGGUGGGGGGAAAUUUUUCAGAUGAAACUGGUAAGUUCCACUCCCCCGAUUCACAUAUCCCUGAAAUGGAGACAGUGGUGACAAACUUGAGCUUUCAGGUUUCUCACCAAAUUGUGUGUUCUGUUCACCCAGCAUUCUUGCACUAAUGGGUUUCCAUUACAUCCUGUCUAUACAUGGGUGCACUUUAUUGUUUGAAUUUGUAACUCUGAUAAAUACUGGAUAUUUAAGUGUGAGUAAUGUCUUCAUUAGAAAAUAGCAAAAAACCGCCCUUGUCUUUUAGUGUAUUUUUCAAGGAAAAAAAGGAAAGCAAGCGAGCAGUGGAUCACAGCAUUUAUAGCACAAGAAAUAACUUGUAUAUAAGCAUCAAAAAGAUUAAGAGUUUUUAAAUACAAAAAAAAAAUAUUUGCAGUGAUUUUAAAGUGCUUUUCCAGCAAUUUUCUUAGGGACUCCUGAGACAUGGUUACUUUAUUUACUGGAUCAGUAAGGCACACAAUUAACGAUUAAAAAUUAAUGUUUAUUUACAAAGUAAAGGGAAAACCUGUGUAACAUGAGAAUUUGGCAUGGACAAAAUGGAGACCAUUUUGUAUCUGCUGUUAUAUCUUGUCCGGGUUGCAGACGUGCUCUGUUGAAGUCCCAAGUUAAUAGAGCACAGACCCUUCUUGUUCCUCUCCCAUGUGCCCCUCUUUCUAGAUAUGUUUAACUUAAACUUGAAGGCUCAGGAAAAUUCCACUAAUUAGAAUCAUGUACAGUACCCCCAGGUUGUUGUCCAGAGAUACAAGUUUGCUAAUUUAGUUAAUCCUGGAUUAUUAAAACACUUUUCCUAAAUUAUUGUAAACACAACAGCUUAAAGAAAGGUUUUCUCGGUCCUUAUAUUGUAUAGAAGUUUAUGAACCCCCAUCUCUAAAUGUUGGUAUUUUUAUAUUGCAGAGAUGUACCCAAUAGAAAAAUGAAUCAGUAUCUAAUUUAAUAUCCGUAAGUAUUUUCCUUAGAUUUUAGUCAUAGACAGUGGGUUAUGUGGACGUCACCUUGUUUCACCAUACUUCACCACUAGGUGUCACUGUGGCUCUGCACCAGGCUUGGUCUGGUAGCAAAGAAUGGCAGCAUCUCUGGAGGAGCUGCUUCCAGGCCAGCAGGCAGGCCCACAGGCUCAGAGGGUUUGGGAAGGAAGGGAACAAAGGCCUGGAAAGUGGUCUUCACACAUCUGUGCCAGCUGUGGUGAGAUAAGCUCUUUGAACACUACCUGUUUUGGACCUUCAGCCAGGCAUAGGCUGGGAAAGGUUGACCAGAAUCCCUUGCUCUGGUGGAUGGAUGGGUAUGUUGACACCCAUUUCUUCUCCAUGAGCACCCCUCUCAGUUCCUCUUAGCCUCCAAAUUUUAUAACUCCAGAGGUGUCACAGUUGGAUGGAUUGAUUCAAAGAUAGUUAUUUUUCUACUGCAGAAAUGCCUUGGACAAAACCAGUUGCUUAUCGAAUCUUUGCCACAGAAUGAAACAGGCUCCCCCAGGGGGCAGGAUGUGCCCACCCCAUCCCCACCUCUGCCUGCCUGUCUGUCCCUGGGCUGCCCACUUCUCAAAAAGCUACCCUGCAGAGGCCGCCUGCUUCUGCUCCCACACCAGGCCUGUGCUGCCCAGUUGCGUGUGCACUGGGAGGCAUGGCUUUUUCUCCUUCUCCUCAAGGAAUUCCAGACCGACCAUCUACCAUGACUAACAGCAACGAACAAAGGGCUUAGGGGUAGGAGCUACCUACAAAGACGUGUCAUGGAAACCUUCACCAUGCAAUGCCUUGAACUCAGCUCUGACUGCUCCCAAGAAAAGGUGGCUGGCUGGGGGGCCUGGACACAAGCACAACGGGGCUGGUGGAGCCACUGUGCAGAGCUACUUGAAUAAUCACUGGGUCUUCAUCAACUUUUAUAACACAGACCACUCAAGGGCUGAAGUGUUGAUAACCUGCAUUUCGGUGUCCAAUGCCUCACAGCAGCUGAACCACCCUGAGAUGCUUGUGGCCAGGUAGUGGCCACAGUCAGAGCUUUGAAAGUCAGUACCAAAUGAACGUGUAAUUGGACACCAAAAAUCAAGUGUUACUUUCAUGUUUCCUCACCCACAUCAUCUCGUUUCUUCCCGCUGACUCUGUGAUAUCUCCACUAAGCUGACCCGUCAGGUUUUAGCCGGAUGCGUACAGACGCAGGCCAGCAUCACUCUCGUUUUUUUCACACCUACUCUGUGGAAAGGAAGGAGCCUCACUGCUGUGUUGUCGUUGUAGCACUUACUGGCUGGAUUUUGCUUUUGCCUCAUCACUAACCAGAAUAUCUGGUCAGGGGGACUCGACUCAAUCCCACUGGUCCCCAGGACCAGACAGAGAGAGUUAAUUCUGGAAAAUUCAGUACUUGAAUGUACCUGCCUUAUUGUGAACCAACUUACUGCGGGGAAAGUUAGAAAUGCUGGCUCCAGAUCUCUUCUUCAUUCACAGGUUAUUUUGGAAAGCCUGUACAUGACACUUCUUUUUGAGGUUUGUUUUUAUUUCUGAAAUGUUUUUUUCUUCUUUGGCUGAUUCCUGCUGAGUGGGGCCGGUUCCUCGUCAGGCUCAGGGCAGGUGCCAUUCUCAGGCAUGGCCUCCUUCCAUCCAGCAUAGCAUCUUCAUCUCUGUUCUGUCUCCUCCAAAUCCAAGAUGAUUUUAAUUAGUACAGACCUGUACAGUCGACAAUUAAAGAGUGCUUUGUACUAUUAUGAUUUUGAUUCUUCUUCCUCUUUGCUGUCCUUUGAAGACACUUGCUGGAAAAAGCUUUAAUGCACUUAGUUUUCCUGUAGGUUUUCUAUAACUCAGAUGUAAAGGACUUUCUCUGUACAGUAUAUUAUCCAAUGCAUGUUUGUUCUCUAUCCUGAUAUAUUGAACACCACACAGUUGUGAACUCGUGCAGUGGGGAUGUCCCACACCCAGCAGAGGCAUCUAGCCCCCUGUGUAUAAGGAAAGACAUUUUCCUUUGCUGUACUUGCUUGAGCAGUUUUAUUGUCUGUACAUGUGAGCUGUGUGAGAUAGAUGUGAAAAGUUACAUGAAUGCAAUUUCCUGCCCAUGUAUACAGAUCGCCAUCUGUACAAUGAACUGUAUGUAUGAAAGCAAAUGUACUUAUUUAUAAAUGGGUAACACUUGGAAAAACA
Molecule: messenger RNA, 16691 nt
Organism: Sus scrofa (pig)
Lineage: Eukaryota; Metazoa; Chordata; Mammalia; Artiodactyla; Suidae
Gene: TANC2
Product: tetratricopeptide repeat, ankyrin repeat and coiled-coil containing 2
Biological process (GO): regulation of dendritic spine morphogenesis
Cellular component (GO): dendritic spine
Molecular function (GO): protein binding
Source: RefSeq, a predicted model, not a curated record